UCAGGGCUACCAGGGCAUGGUGGAUGGAGGUGACAACAUCAAAGAGGCAUCAUGGGAAAGUGUUUCCAGUAUGUUACAAGUGGGUGGCACUGUGAUUGGCAGCGCCCGCUGUAAGGAUUUUCGUACCCAUGAGGGCCGUUUGGAUGCUGCUCUGAACCUGGUGCAGCGUGGCAUCACUAACUUGUGUGUGAUUGGUGGAGAUGGCAGUUUGACCGGGGCUAAUCUCUUCAGGGAGGAGUGGAGUGGACUCUUGGAUGAGCUUGUCCAGUCAGGUCAAAUCAGUGAAGAGGCUGCCCAAACUCAUUCUGCGUUGCAUAUCGUUGGGAUGGUGGGCUCUAUUGACAAUGAUUUCUGCGGGACAGAUAUGACCAUUGGCACUGACUCAGCACUGCACAGGAUUAUAGAGGUGGUGGACGCCAUAAUGACCACGGCACAAAGCCAUCAGAGGACCUUUGUGCUGGAGGUCAUGGGAAGACACUGUGGGUAUCUAGCAUUAGUCAGUGCUCUUGCAUGUGGAGCUGACUGGGUGCUGAUUCCAGAAAUGCCUCCCAAGGAUGGCUGGGAGGAACAGAUGUGUCAUAAACUAUCAGAGAAUCGUGCUGAUAAGAAAAGGCUUAAUAUCAUCAUAGUAGCUGAAGGUGCAAUAGACCAAAACAACAAGCCCAUAACCACAGAUCUUAUAAAGGACCUGGUGGUACGCUGUUUGGGGUUUGACACGCGGGUCACCAUUCUGGGUCACGUCCAGAGAGGAGGAACACCUUCUGCCUUUGACCGGAUUUUGGCGAGUCGUAUGGGAGUGGAAGCCGUGUUGGCCCUGUUAGAAGCGUCUCCUGGUACUCCAGCAUGUGUGGUGUCUCUGUGUGGGAACCAGGCUGUCAGGCUUCCUCUGAUGGAGUGCGUUCAGAUGACACAGGAGGUUCAGAAGGCCAUGGAUGAAAAGCGAUUUGAAGAAGCUGUAAAACUGCGUGGCAGAAGUUUCGAAAACAACCUGAACACUUACAAACUCCUGUCCCAUCGCAAAAUUGAUACUGAACUUCCACAUAGCUCAUUUAACGUGGCUGUGUUGAAUGUUGGCGCUCCUGCAGCUGGCAUGAAUGCAGCCGUGCGUUCGGCCGUCAGGGUGGGGAUCACCGAAGGCCACACUUUGUUUGCUGUAAAUGAUGGAUUUGAGGGCUUCUAUAAGGGACAGAUAAAAGAAAUCAAUUGGGGUGAUGUUGGGGGCUGGACAGGCCAGGGCGGGUCUCUGCUAGGAACAAAAAGAACUCUUCCAGCAAAGCACAUUGAUAAAAUUGCAGAACAGAUGAAGAUUCACAACAUUAACGCUUUACUGGUUAUUGGAGGUUUUGAGGCAUAUUUGGGGCUGUUGGAGCUGCAAGCAGCUCGUUCCAAACACGCAGAGCUUUGUGUUCCCAUGGUGAUGGUCCCGGCCACUGUGUCCAACAAUAUCCCCGGCUCAGACCUGAGUAUCGGGGCAGACACGGCCCUCAACGCCAUCACGGACGCCUUUGAGAGUUUGCUGCAGCUGGUCGAUGCCCGCAGCAGGUAUGAGGAGUUCUGUGUGCCCAUGUGCAUGCUGCCCGCCACCAUCAGUAAUAAUGUGUCCGGCACUGACCUCAGCAUUGGCGCUGACACCUCCCUCAAUGCCAUAGUGGAGACAUGUGAUCGUAUAAAGCAGUCGGCCAGCGGAACCAAGCGUCGUGUGUUCAUCAUUGAGACGAUGGGCGGUUACUGUGGUUACCUGGCAACGGUGGGCGGGCUGGCAGCUGGAGCGGAUGCAGCCUAUAUCUAUGAAGAGCCAUUUGACAUCCGAGACCUGCAGUCUAACGUUGAACAUUUAACUGAGAAGAUGAAGACCAGCAUCCAGAGAGGUUUAGUGCUCAGGAAUGAGAACUGCAGUGAGAACUACACCACUGACUUCAUCUACCAGCUGUACAGUGAAGAGGGCAAAGGAGUCUUUGACUGCAGGAAGAACAUCCUGGGACACAUGCAGCAGGGUGGUGCUCCUUCCCCAUUUGACAGGAACUUUGGCACCAAGAUCGCUGCUAAAGCCAUGCAGUGGAUCUCCAAGAAGCUCAAAGAGUUUUACAGAGAAGGUGAAGGCCGUGUGUUUGCGAACUCUGAGGAUUCUGCAUGUUUGUUGGGGAUGCGGUGCAGGGCCCUGGUCUUCCAGCCUGUCAUACAGCUGAAGGAUGAGACGGAUUUUGUUCACAGGAUCCCGAAGGAACAGUGGUGGCUCCGACUGCGUCCGCUCAUGAAGAUUCUGGCCAAGUACAAAACCAGCUACGACGUGUCCGAUUCAGGCCAGCUUGAACACAUCGUCCGUCUGAGGGCUAAAGACAUCUCUGCCAUUUAAAAGCAGCA
Molecule: messenger RNA, 2361 nt
Organism: Sinocyclocheilus rhinocerous
Lineage: Eukaryota; Metazoa; Chordata; Actinopteri; Cypriniformes; Cyprinidae
Product: ATP-dependent 6-phosphofructokinase, platelet type-like
Exons: 22
Coding region: 17-2353 (778 amino acids)
Biological process (GO): fructose 1,6-bisphosphate metabolic process; canonical glycolysis; fructose 6-phosphate metabolic process
Cellular component (GO): 6-phosphofructokinase complex; membrane; cytoplasm
Molecular function (GO): fructose-6-phosphate binding; 6-phosphofructokinase activity; ATP binding
Source: RefSeq, a predicted model, not a curated record